AUGCCGCGGAUUCCUCCCGACCUUCAUGAACAGUCUGCUAAUCCCACCGUCCCCACAACCACACCAUCCACGACUCUCCAGACCUCCACACAGCCCGAGCCAUCAUCUCAGCAAUCCUCCGCAACUGAGCGUAUCGACACCCAAGCCCCGUCCUCGCAAGGCUCCUCUCUUCCCGAACCCCUCCAACACCACCUAAACUCCAUCAAAUCCACCUUGCGAUCCCUCUUCGCCUCAAAACCCCCACACACUAUCCAACGUCUCGCAGAACUAAUCGUCCGCCCCACUGCCCACUACCGCACUCUUCCCGCAUAUCUUCGCGCCGUCGACCGCGUCGUCUGCGUCACCAGCAGCGCGGAAAUCUUCCCCCUCCACUCGACACAUCAUGGCGCUGCUCCCCAGCCCAACGGCGCGGUCAUCAACGGCGCCGAUACCGGCCUCUUGUUCCCGGACCAUGCGCUCGGUAGCGAUGAGUCUCUAGGCGGAGCUCUUCUCACUCCGAUACCGUGGUUGAGUAAUGAUCCCUCAUCGCCAGAACACGAAGGGGAAAGCGGUACACUUAUGGGGGAUACUGGGUUCCCUACCCAGGGGGUGGAGCAUACUGGCGCUGAGCAAGGAGAUCAACAGAUGGGAUCUGUUCCUACUGCGGAGACGAUGACGGUGGUGACAUCAGACACAAAUGGAAACGAAGGCACGGGUGAAGCUCCGCCGGCUGAAGCACUGGAGGAUAUUCCGCAUGCAAGAGGUCCCUCUGUAGUCGGGGUGGAGGAUCUAGGGUUACAAGACGGUAGGGGUGUGGAGAUGGAUCUCUCGAGUGGAGGGGAGGGGGCGCCGGAACUGCAGGCUUCUGGACAGGAGAAUUCUCAGCCGCAGCAGGAGCAAGAGCAAGGGAACCAGCAGCAGCAGGCUACUGGCCAGGAUGGAGAACAAGGUGCUAAGUCGACAGCAGAUGGAGAUGGAGAUAUUUCUCUAGAUGAUGUCAAAGCUCCGGAGGAGAACGCUUCCGUAACUGAAACGGCGAAUAAAGAUCAGCAGCAAGCGUAG
Aspergillus niger is the source of this 1041-nucleotide messenger RNA. RefSeq lists its product as uncharacterized. The record is from RefSeq and is a predicted model, not a curated record. Gene Ontology annotation, molecular function: protein phosphatase regulator activity. Gene Ontology annotation, cellular component: nucleus; cytoplasm; protein phosphatase 4 complex. The transcript has a single exon. The coding region runs from base 1 to 1041 and encodes 346 amino acids. NCBI's taxonomy places the organism in Eukaryota, Fungi, Ascomycota, Eurotiomycetes, Eurotiales, Aspergillaceae. Gene Ontology annotation, biological process: protein dephosphorylation.